This is a messenger RNA of Linum trigynum, 3807 nucleotides long. The record is from the annotation of a GenBank genome assembly. Lineage: Eukaryota; Viridiplantae; Streptophyta; Magnoliopsida; Malpighiales; Linaceae.
CCUCCAUGGUGGAACACUAAACAAUCAUGAGAUGCGACAUAGAGUUGUGCAUUUUUAAGUGUCCUGAUUCGUUUGUCUGUUAUUCAAUGUCUUUCAGUGUUCUGGCACUUCCAGUUGGUAUUUUAACACGAGUCCUUAUAGGCUAAAUGUAUUUCAUCCAUUUGAGCUCUUAACCUGCAUGUAAUUACUGAAGUCGUCAUGGGGAACCGGACAAACAGUGUUUUCCAAUCCUGAACAUUAUAUUAAUCUGUGAUAUCAGAAUGGUUAGCUGGUCGACUGGGUGCAACCAACACAGCUGCCAAGUCCGGCAGAAUAUCCCAAGAUCAACCCGCAACAAGACAAAAUAUGGAUGUUCAACAAAAAAAGAGACAAUAAGUACAUGAGUGAAGCAUUAUCCUGGGCGCUGAUAGAGGAAUUACACAGUAGCAGCCUCUGCAGCUAAUGAUCAUCAACUCCAUGAUUGUUCCAGCAGUCAUUUGUGCUCUGCUGAGCUGGAUGUGUGGUGUUGCAGGUAGCAGCAGCUGCAGUGAAGCAGAAAGAGAAGCCCUUGUAAAUUUCAAGGCCGAUAUCCAAGACCCUUCAGGCCGGCUAUCUUCUUGGUCUGGCAGUAAUGGAGACUGUUGCAACUGGCGUGGCGUUGAAUGUGACAAUACUACUGCCCAUGUCAUCAAGCUUCAUCUCGGAUGUCCUGGUUGUUUUGAGAAUUAUGUGCUCAAGGGCAAGAUAAGCCCUUCCUUACUUGGGUUGAAGCAUCUGAGAUAUUUAGACCUUUCAGACAACAACUUCCAAGGGAUUCCGAUUCCAGGUUUUCUAGGUUCCAUGAGCAGUUUGGAUUCUCUUUUCCUUGGUGGAUGUGGAUUUGCCGGAGCCAUCCCUCAUCAACUUGGAAACCUCUCAAACUUGCAACGUCUUAGUCUGCGCGCUGGUCAUGGCUAUGUACUACAUGCUGAUACUCUGCAGUGGCUCCCUGGUCUUUCUUUGCUACGAUAUCUUAACUUGAGAAAGGCUGAUCUCAGCAAUGUUUCCGAUUGGCUCAGCAUGGUAAACAAACUCCCUUUUCUUUCUGAACUCGAUCUUUCGAAUUGUCAAAUAAGCCAUAUGCCAUCACAUUUAAUGAAUGUCAACCUUUCAUCAUUGGCUGUUCUUGACCUGCAACGCAAUGAAUUUGCUCCAACUUCGCUUCCUAUCUGGGUUUCUCAUCUCAGAGGCCUGACUUCUUUGGAUCUAAGGUACAACGAUUUCAGAGGUCCAAUUCCUGAUGAGCUUCAGAACCUUACCUCCAUAAGAGCUCUUCACCUGUCCACCAACGACUUCAAUGGUUCAAUACCAGAUUGGCUGUUCAGUUUUCCCCACCUUGAGGACUUAGAUCUCAUCAGCAACAAGUUGGUUGGUAAGAUAUCAAGCUCAAUUGGGAACUUGACCUCUCUUGUCAACCUCGACUUGUCGUUCAACUAUGGCCUUGAAUUUGAAGGAGGGUUUCCUAGGUCAAUCAAAGGGCUGUGCCAAUUGAGCUCGCUCUGUCUAUCAGGGACAACUUUAAAGCAUAGUGUAUCAGAUGUGUUUGAAAUCCUUGGUGGAGAAUGCCCUUCAGAAACACUUCAAGUAUUGGAAUUGGAUAGUUGCCAGCUAUUUGGUCAGUUGUCUGAUGACAUCGGGAAUUUGAAGAGACUAAACAGACUGGUGCUCACUGACAACUCCAUAUAUGGUUCCCUUCCAGCGUCAUUUGGUGGCAUGGCAUCUUUGAAGUACUUGAGAAUCGAAAGAAACAAAAUAAAUGGGACUCUUCCUGUGAGUUUUGGUCAGCUGGCAGAGCUGAGAAAUGCUGACAUUUCUCAGAACUCGAUUGAGGGUGUCUUCUCAUCAGAGAUUCACUUGGCCGAGCUCACCAAGUUGCUUAGUCUCCGUGCAGCUGGAAACCAUAUCGUGUUGGAAGUGAAACGAGAUUGGGUUCCUCCCAAGCAGCUCGAGGUACUGGACUUAAGUUCAUGGUACGUUGGACCUCACUUCCCCAUAUGGCUCCGAGAAAUCGAGCAUCUCGUGUCUCUUGAUCUCUCCAACUCUGGAAUUCUAGAACCCUUUCCCGAUUGGUUCUGGGGCAUGCAUUCUCAGCUCUUCUAUCUCAACAUGUCUCGCAAUCAGAUCCCUGGGAGGCUUCCAAAUUUAAUCUUAGCUCCUUCCGUUGACUCAUUGUUUGAUUUGAGUUGGAACCGCUUGGAGGGUCCCCUGCCAAUUAUCUCUUCCAACCUGACUUUCUUGGACCUUUCCAACAACUUUCUCUCUGGAGACUUGCUCAACUUCUUGUCCUCCAAUCCAUCUCAGGUGAGGCAGACAGAGUUUCUCAACCUUCACGGAAACUUGUUGUCUGGAGAGAUACCCGAUUACUGGAGUAGUUGGCAGAGCUUGAAGGUUUUAAGAUUGGGAAGCAACAACUUAACAGGGAAGAUCCCAGAGUCCAUUGGAAGCUUGAGCAACCUUCUGUCGCUGCGCAUUCAGAACAACAGCCUGAGUGGUGAAAUCCCUUCAUCCCUUGCCAACUGCUCAAACAUAGUCUCCAUCGACUUAGCCGACAAUGGACUGGAAGCCAACAUUCCAAAUUGGAUUGGGGAACGAGGGCUUCAGAAGCUGUCCAUCUUAAAUCUGCGUGGCAACAAGUUCUUGGGAGAAAUUCCUGAGCAGCUUUGUUCUCUGCAGCAUCUGCAGAUCCUGGACCUUUCCCAUAACUUUCUGUCUGGGAACCUCCCGCAGUGUGUGGGUAAUCUCAGUGCCAUGUCUGGCUCCAGAAACGACGAUCAAGGAGUGAUUUACUUGUUCUUUGGCGGGGCGAAAAUGUUUGUUGAAUACCAAGUUCUGGUGGCACAAGGGCAGGUCAAGGCUUACAGCACCAUAUUGAACUACGUCAGGAGUCUGGACCUUUCAUGGAACAACCUGUCAGGCGAAAUCCCAGAAGAGAUCACAAGGCUUGGGACCCUGAAAUAUGUCAACUUGUCGCGCAACUCAUUCUCGGGUGGGAUCCCAGGGGAUUUAGCUUCCAUGACAUCCUUGGAAUCACUGGACUUGUCUGGAAAUCAGCUAUCUGGAGCAGUGCCUCCAGGCUUGGCGAGCCUGACAUUCCUCAAUCACCUCAACUUGUCGUACAACAGCUUGAGUGGCCGAAUUCCUUCAAGCACUCAACUGCAGAGCUUUGACGCAUCCAGCUUCAUGGGAAACAAGGGACUCUGCGGCCUACCAUUGGAUUUGAACUGCAGCAGCGAAAACAACUCUUCUGGUGAAGGGAAUGAGGUCUACUGGUAUGAUAUGGACUGGUGGUACUUCAUCAGCAUCGUGCUUGGCUUUCUGGUUGGCUUUUGGGGCGCAGUUUUCCCAAUUGCAGUUAACCCAAAAUGGAGAAGCAUGUAUUUUGGUUUCGUGGAUCACAUGGGGAACAAGCUCGGUACUUUAUUGAUGCCUAGCGCUGGUGGAUCCCUUCCUGCUGCACGAGGAUGAUUCCUGCAGGUUAUUAGUUCAAAGACUUUGUUUCUAUGGUUUGAAGCAACUCCGUUUAUCUCUUAGAACGUACUCUCACAAAAUGCAUAAACGUUCCGUGCGUGAUUCAAUGACGGUGCGUCAUGUAAGCAUGUUUUUGUAGAUGAUGUUGUGAAUACCAUAGAUAAACUUUUUUAGAACUUAAUCAUCACGCUGCGAAUCUGAAAAUUAAAAUGAUAGAGAUUUCAUUCUGUUAAUUUAUUUGAUUGGACACAAUUUGUUAAGUGUAUAUAUUACCACGUACUUCAAAAAUUUAUAUGGUGUUAAUAAAACUUCAGGAACCAU